Solanum lycopersicum (tomato) is the source of this 438-nucleotide messenger RNA. NCBI's taxonomy places the organism in Eukaryota, Viridiplantae, Streptophyta, Magnoliopsida, Solanales, Solanaceae. The record is from RefSeq and is a predicted model, not a curated record.
AUGGCACUGAACAAUGAAACUGUAAAGAAUAAGUAUCUGGUUCCAUUGGUGCAGGAUUUGAUGGACAGGUUGAGUAAGGCAUGCUGGUUCACAAAACUUGAUCUUAGGGCAGGUUAUUUGCAACUUAGGAUAGCACAAGAUGAUAUUGUCAUUUAUAGUCGAACAUUGGAUGAACAUGUUAAUCACUUAAGUUUGGAACCUCGUCAUGUGAAGGAUUUAAGGUCAUUUCUUGGCUUGGCUAACUAUUACAGAAAAUUCAAUGUUGGUUACUCAAAAAGGGCAGCGACUUUGACAGACAUGUCAAAGAAGGAUACGAAGUGCCUGUGGUCUGAACAAUGUGAUGAAGCAUUUCACAAUUUGAAGGAACCUAUUGCAUUUGAACAAAUACUCAAAUUACCUGAUUUUGAGUUACCAUUUGAUGUGCACACUGACGUGUGA